Messenger RNA from Schistosoma mattheei, 3601 nucleotides. The record is from the annotation of a GenBank genome assembly. NCBI's taxonomy places the organism in Eukaryota, Metazoa, Platyhelminthes, Trematoda, Strigeidida, Schistosomatidae.
CUCCACCACAGGCCAAAGUGGUCCAAACAGCACCAUUUAUAUCCUUCAAGAGGAGACUUAAUACAUCGCCAAGAACUCGGAAUACUAUUUUAUACCAGUCUUUACGUGAAGGAAUAGGUGAUCAAUUGCUUCUAAACACCAUUUGAAUUUGUCCGAAACCUGAAGUUUUUGAUCAGUAGAAGUGCAAUAUUAGACUUAUCAUAAGUUCCGGUAGACAGAGUUGAUCUGAAGCAAAAGAGUUGACCAGUCUCUAAGAUAAUCAAAAAGUUGUUAAUCAUGAAUAAUAGGACAUUAUUCUGAGUCCUAGAAACCUUGACUUCACCUCAACGCCGGCGCUCGUAUUGACUUUAGUCACAUGGCUACUAAACUAAAGUUCAAACUAGCUGAUAAAUUUCAGCCUUGCUUUAACUCUCAAUAUCCAAUCUUCCACACUAAGUCAGGUAAAAUUUAUUGUGGAAGAGAUGUUGACGACUCACUGUGUAUAAAUGUACUCGAUGAAAAUUCGUUCACUUUGGUCAACAGAAUUCGGGAUGAUGAGGUUAUCACAUCUUUCAUUGUUGAUGAAGCCGGAUCGGAGAUAUUUAUUGCUACUAAGAACUUGCUUUUAAAACGUCUUGAUAGCCUUUCUCUAAGGCCUACAAAAGUAUGGAUGUCUUGUCACCAAAGAAUCGUGCAGAAAAUGGCGCUUAACAAAACUUCAACACGAUUAGCUACCGGUUCAGGAGAUAUGGUUGUUAGAUUAUGGCAUAUUGGUCCAAAGGAAGGCUCCUCAAAAAGCUGUCGACUGCACCAAGGAAUGAUAACACUAUUGAAAUUCCAUCCGACAUUACCGUACCUUUUCUCAUCUUCAGUGGGUGAUCACUUUGUAGCUGUGUGGGACAUUGAGACUGGAAAACAUGUCUCUUCUCUUGAAGGUCAUCAAAGCAUUGUUACAAGUUUGGACUUCAAUGCUGGAGGGAAUGAAUUAGUUACAUGUGGGCGCGAUAAAGUUCUUAUUGUCUGGUCGUUCGUAGACUUCACAAAACAAAAAGUCAUACCUACCUUUGAGAGCUUAGAAGCUUGUACUUUCCUUCCUGUUGGCGCAUUAACAAAUCACUUGGGUCACACGUUUUCUGAAAGCAAUACUUCUUUAUUGUUGACUGGCGGUCAGUGGGGCUGUUUGCGUUGCUGGGAUGUAGAUACUGGGCGUUGCGUGUUAGAGAUCAAGGGUCCCUUAGAUCGGACUCCUCAGUCUGAUUCUGAUAGUUUCACUGCGUUAGAUCGCCACUCAAUUGACUAUGGACUUCAUUCCAUCAGUCAUUUGAAUGUAUACAAUAUAAAAGACAGUAAUGAUAAUGUGUUGGAUGAAAGUGAAAACUCAUCCUUACGAUUAAUUCUUGUGCGUCAAAGUAAUCAUGUUGAAUUUUAUAACCCAAUGGUCGGCAAAUUAAUGGCUGAGUUCUUAGGUGACAUUGGACAAGUUGAUCAAUUAUGCAUUGUAGGCAAAAAUCACAAUUAUCUCAUUCUAGCUGAUGCGUCACCUCACAUGAAAAUUUUCCUCAAUCCAUAUGGACUCAGUUUAAAGAGAAAAAAUACAACUGAAGAUAAUCUUAAUAGUAAAACAGAUGGUUCAUGGAAAUGUCACCUUAUUCCCGGUGGUCAUACUGAUGUGAUUAUGGAUUUGACUGUAUCCAUAUGUGGUCAAUGGAUUGCAAGUGGUUCUAAAGACCAAUCUAUUUGUUUAUGGCAUCUAAUAGAAUCAGAAGAUUCAACACCGUCAUCACUACAUAAAUCUAAGAAUGUUCCUGUCAAAUUGGAUCUUAUUACUCAAAUUCAUAAGGCACAUGCUGCUCAUAUCAGUUCUGUUUGCUUUGAUAGAUCGACAACACAUCUUAUAUCUAGUUCAGAAGACGGUAUUUUAAAAGUUUGGAAUGUUCAGUGUAAUAACUUAGAUAAACCAGAUUCUAUGUUAUCAGAAUUAAACACAAUUCAUGGAGCCCAUGGCGGAGUAAUCAAUUCAAUUGAUGUUUCCGUUGAUAAUCGUCUUGUUGCUACUGCAUCACGUGAUAAAACUGUCAAGAUAUGGGAAUUUAAAAAACAAAGUUUACAUUGUCAAGGGGUUCUUCAGGGUCACCGUAGAGGUGUUUGGUCUGUUUGCUUUUCAAGAUUUGAGAAAAUUGCACUUACUGCUUCGGGUGAUGGAGAUGUAAGAUUGUGGAAUUUGAAAGAUUUCUCGUGUAUCCGUACAUUGGAAGGCCAUGAUCAACCAGUGUAUAAGGCAGUUUUUCUUUCUCACGAUAAACAAAUAUUAUCAUGCGAUCAGAAAGGAUUAAUAAGAUUGUGGAAUGUAUCCAAACCACCUAAAAAUAAUCAAGAAAAAUCUGAAAAUGUUGAUAAACCAUCCUCUGAAGAAACUUCAUCUUUAGUUUAUGAAGCACACGAUGGAAGAAUAUGGUCAUUAGCUAUUUGCCCAGAUGAAUCUGGUUUUUUCACUGGUGGUGAAGAUGAAACAUUGUGUUAUUUUGAAGAUAUUACAGAAAUAUUGCUGAAUGAAACAUCACAACAGCAAGAGGAAUAUAUUCAAACACAACAAGAAUUGGAUAAUCUUGUACACAAACAAAUGUAUGCCGAUGCUGUUCAUUUGGCUGUCAAAUUAGACCAACCCAAGCGAACAUUAGACAUACUACAGGAACUUUUGACUCAAGAUAAUUUCAAACAGACUUGCAAAGAUAAUCAAAGUAUCAAAUAUCCAACACAAGCUGCGAACUUAUUGUCAGUACUUGAUGAUUUUGCAAAUAAAAGUCACAGUGAAAGUCUUAAUGAUUCACUUAAUCUAAGUCAACGACUUUUAUCUUAUGCUAUCAACUGGAAUACAAGGACUAGAACAUCAAUGAUAAGUCAGUUUGUAUUGAAUUGGAUUCUAACCCGUUGGAAACCAGAAGAAUUACUUGAAUGGCCAAAUUUUAAUCAAGCGAUACAAUAUCUCCUUCCGUAUACAAAUUGACUGUACAUCAUAAAAGAUGCUUCAUUUAUUGUUUGGUUGGACAGCAUAUACAGAUAAACAACAAUUCCUGUGAUAUUGACAGUUAACUAUGUAAUGGUAUGUUAUGUGAUUGGUUGUAGUGUCUUUGAUUGUAAUACCAAGAGGAUAAUAAACGUAUUCCUGAUGUUAAUUAUAUAUAGGCUCUUGAACAGUUCUUUGCAGAAUGAAUAGUGAUGAUUUUAUCAUUUUGUAUACAGCUUUUACGGAUUCAUAUUUUUGUCAGUUUUCACCUAUGGAAAAUAUAUCAGUCAUAAUACAAGUCCAUAAUUUAUUAAUUACACCCACGGUUAGACCUUUUUUGAUAAAAUUGAAAUUUUAUUCUUAGUUGAGACCAUGAGUCAAUUGAAGCUAAACCACCAUGGGAAAUCUGGAAGCACUGGGCGGUCGUUUCGUCCUAUUACGGGACUCUCCAGCAGUGCGCAUUCACGACCCCGCCUCGUGGGGUUCGAAUCCAGGACCUAUCCGUUUCGCGCACGAACGCUUAACCAAUAGACCACUGUGAGAUAGUAACUCACUGAUGACAAUAGUGGAUGUGUCGCUCAAUUUCGUGGAUUAGUUGAAGUUAGACAUUAACACUGU